Molecule: messenger RNA, 2205 nt
Organism: Suillus bovinus
Lineage: Eukaryota; Fungi; Basidiomycota; Agaricomycetes; Boletales; Suillaceae
Product: STE/STE20/PAKA protein kinase
Exons: 6
Coding region: 1-2205 (734 amino acids)
Biological process (GO): intracellular signal transduction; regulation of MAPK cascade; protein phosphorylation
Cellular component (GO): cytoplasm
Molecular function (GO): ATP binding; protein serine/threonine kinase activity
Source: RefSeq, a predicted model, not a curated record
AUGAGUGUCCAUCGACACACGCCAUCUUCAACACGCCGUCAAAGUAAAAUCACAAUAGAAUAUCAUCGUCCUUCAAGAGAGAGCGUUCAAGAAUACACGGAUCUACUAGCGGACCCAGCUCUAGCUGCUGCUACAGUAGCUCAAGCGGCUACUUACAGUUACAAAGAUCCUUAUUCAACAAGUUCUUUGCCUUCAUUAACUCCUUCUCGCUCUGCACCACAACCACCAUCAACCCGCAGUAAAACACCAAUCGAUCCCUCUUCGCCAAAAGUUAGGAAUAGUCUUCACAAAGCACAGUCAAGAGGAAGGAAACAUAGCCUUUCAGCUCCAGAUCCUUUCGCUGCAGCUCCAAUAAAACAACAAAUGUCUCCUGCUCCUCCUACUCGUCCAAGUAGAGCAAACACCGCAACUCUGAACGAUAUCUUCACAAGCAGUAGCCCCAUCGCAACACGUCGUUUAUCAGUACCAAUCACAGAUACUCCAUACACUUCAGAGCCAGUCGACAUCCUACCCGAUCUACCCGCAAUCACAAGCACAAAUUCCGGUACUCGCAGUCGUAGUGCCACUACCGUAAAGCUCAAAAAGGGUGGCAUGCUAGGCGGCAUGUUCGACUUCCUUGCUCCUUCAAAGCGUCCAGAAAUCAGCACUCCUUACGAUCCUGUUCACCUCACACACGUUGGUUUUAACUCUUCUACAGGCGAGUUCACAGGUCUCCCAAAGGAAUGGCAGCAGCUACUCCAAGAAUCUGGUAUCAGCAGGAGCGAACAAGAAAAGAACCCCCAGGCAGUUAUGGAAAUCGUAAAGUUCUAUCAAGAAGGAAGAGGCGACGUAUGGGACAAGAUGGGUGCCGUAGGCGUUGAGCAAUCCACAAGUGCCAACGAAGGUUUCGUUAACCCACGCAACGCCCCUCAACCACCCAAAAAGCCCGUUCCCUCCCCUUCCAUUCCCUAUGCCCCAUCACCCGCCACGACCCCCAUCCGCCCAGCACCCGCCCUUCCAGCAGCAGCACUCGACCGCAGCACAUCCCAACGAGCUCCCCCCAAAUCAUCUAAAUCCCAGGACCUGGGACGUGCCAACACAACCAUGACCCGGGUCCGAUCCCCCAGCAUCGGCACCAGUCAGACUGAUCUCAGCACCAAAGGCCAAAGAGACCGCGACCGGGAUCGUGACCGUGACCGUGACCGUGAAAGAGAACGUGAAAGGGAUCGUGACCAGCCCAAGCCCGCACCACAACCCCCACAACCCCCAACCCUCGCAAAGCAAGCUGGCAUCGCUACCCCGCGUCGCAGAGAGAAAAAGGGCGGCGGUGACAAGGAAGAUGAUAUCAUUAAGCGGCUGCAGCAGAUAUGCACCGAUGCGGAUCCGACUAAGCUAUACCGAAACCUCGUCAAGAUCGGGCAAGGUGCCUCUGGAGGCGUGUACACAGCAUACCAAGUUGGCACCAAUUUAUCAGUCGCGAUCAAGCAAAUGGACCUGGAUAAACAACCCAAGAAAGACCUCAUCAUCAACGAGAUCCUCGUCAUGCGCGCUUCUCGACACCCGAACAUCGUAAACUACAUCGACUCGUUUUUGCACAAGAACGAUCUUUGGGUUGUGAUGGAGUAUAUGGAGGGCGGGAGCUUGACAGAUGUUGUUACUGCGAACUUAAUGACAGAGGGCCAGAUUGCUGCUGUGAGUAGGGAGACGUGCCAGGGGUUGGAGCAUCUCCAUCGCCAUGGCGUUAUUCAUAGGGAUAUCAAGAGUGAUAACGUGUUGUUGAGCCUUGGAGGGGAUAUUAAACUCACGGACUUUGGGUUCUGCGCACAGAUUUCAGAUCCUGCGAGCUCAAAGCGCACGACGAUGGUAGGCACGCCUUAUUGGAUGGCUCCGGAGGUGGUGACGAGGAAAGAGUACGGACCCAAGGUUGAUAUCUGGAGUUUGGGGAUCAUGGCCAUCGAAAUGAUAGAAGGCGAACCCCCAUAUCUCAACCAAAACCCACUUAAAGCGCUCUAUUUGAUCGCUACGAACGGAACGCCUACGAUUGCGAACCCCGAGGCACUUUCGUCAGUAUUUAGUGAUUAUCUUGCAAAGACGUUGGAAGUGGACGCUGAGAAACGGCCUACGGCGAGUGAGUUGUUGCAGCAUCCAUUCUUUAAACAGUGCGAACCGCUCCGCACGCUUUCACCGCUUAUCAAAGCUGCGCGGGAGAUCGCUAAGAACAAGUGA